GUAAACGAUGAAAACUUGCUGCUGCAAAGUUCAAUAAAACCGUAAAACAUAGUUAUCUCAUUUUUCUCUUUGAAUUUUCGUUAUGUUAUUGGUUUUAUCUCAAGAGCAUAAAGAUCAUCUUCGGAUUUUAAAUGACUUUCAAGUCGAAGUUGCUGAGGAGUUCUGCAAAAUGUCCCUGGAGUUUAUUCUGAAAGGAUCGAGCUCUAAAAUCUAUCAAACAGCAGCUCAGAAACUUGGGGUUGCAACAAAUCAAGUAAAACAAGCCAUUGAAGGAUUAGUUUUUCUUUUCAAUGAAAGCUCUCGUUUGUUGAUUGGAGAAAUUGAUUUUCAAGACUCAGUGAUGACCCUGGGUUUUUCUGAAGAAUUAAAUAAACUAUUACUUCAGCUUUAUCUAGAAAACAGACUUGAGAUAAGAAAAAUUUUGGGAGAAUUAUCAUUGGAUUUACCUCAUUACCAUAAUUUAGAAUGGAGAUUUGAUGUUCAGCUUGCCAGCCGAUCACUUCAUCAUGAAACAGAACCUCAAAUUCUUUUAAAACUUCAAACAAAACAUGAAGGUGAAACAGAAUUUCAGAUUAUGCAAACGGACCCCGUAAAUCUUGUUCAUAUGACGACCGAGUUAGAAAAUGCUUUAGCUGAAAUUAAAACAUCAUACUGUCGCAGAAUUUUAAGAAACAUUAAAUAAGUCUUUCGCCGUGCAUAAACAUCAUACGUUUUAAUUAAAAAAUGCAAAAUUUCUAUGUUCAUUAUGUGGAGUGUAGAUUUUUUAGAUGAUAGAUUGAAAGGAAAUUCUUGCUUUUUCUGUAUGUCAGACUAAGCUGCUAUGUAGCUAAAUAGGAAAUAAGGCCUGUUUCAAACGUCGCAUUUUACAUCAGCCGAAUUCAUUUAAACAAAAUAUAAUGAGGAAUUUUAUCUCAUUUUCUUUUGUCUUUAAUGCGUUCGGCUCAUGUAAAAUGCGAUGUUUGAAACAGGCCUAAGAUGAGUUGUGUUGGUUACUGGAAAACAUCGACGCUGCUAGUCGGCCAUUAUAAUUCCACCUGUUUUUCGACAAAAACUACGCUGUGCACGUGUUAAUAAAUAUAUCCAUGUAACGAAAAUGUUAACAUCCACUUGCAGAAAAUCAAAUCUUUGUAUACUUUGUAACUAAAAUCUGGUGAAUUUAAAAUUAGUUUUAUAUCAGCUUUAGGUAAUCCUCUUAAUAUGGUAAUUGUUUACAACGUGUAGAAGUUAACUUGUUUUAUAAAAAAAUGUUUAGUCAUG
Molecule: messenger RNA, 1257 nt
Organism: Xenia sp. Carnegie-2017
Lineage: Eukaryota; Metazoa; Cnidaria; Anthozoa; Malacalcyonacea; Xeniidae
Product: COMM domain-containing protein 2-like
Exons: 7
Coding region: 83-682 (199 amino acids)
Source: RefSeq, a predicted model, not a curated record